CCACAAGAAAAUUUUUGUAAGGUGGAGGAGGACGGGGUUUUCAGUGACCAGCACCUCGAUAACCUAGAGAGGAGCUGCAGCCCGGACCAGGAGGAACCAGGGCAUCCACAGACUACAGAACUGGAGGAAGACUCCAGCGGUCAGGAGAUGAAGCACGAGGACGUAGAGGUGGAUGUCUCAUUGGUCAAUCUCGCUGAUGUGAAAGUUGAAAAUGGUGAACCAGGACCAAACUGUGGCCAGCUGCUGUUGCACACUUCUCCUGAAGCUGAAAACAAAGAUGAGGAAGGGACUGAAAGUUUACGCUCAGACUCCAAUAAAACUGCAGAUCCGGAGCCAAUGAGACAACACGGUGACCACGAAGAUGCUGCUGUCCUGUCAGACAGCAACUGUAAAUCAAAGCUGACCAAGACCCACGCAGGGAAGAAGGCGUUUUCUUGCAGCACUUGCAGGAAAGAGUUCAGUAAAAGUCGUAAUUUAAUGAAUCACAUGAAGAUCCACACUGGCGAAAGGCCGUACCUGUGCAAAACCUGCGGAAAAUCGUUUACUGAAUCAUCUGAUCUUAACCGGCACAUAACCACGCACACGGGCGAGAAGCCCUACAUCUGCAAAACUUGUGGAAAAAGUUACAGUCAACCUUCCAACCUGGUGAUUCACUCAAGGAUCCACACAGGCGAGAAGCCGUACUUGUGCAACACCUGCGGAAAAACCUUUACUAGAUCAUCAGUUCUUAAACGCCACAUAACCAUGCACACGGGUGAGAAGCCCUACAUCUGCAAAACUUGUGGAAAAAGUUACACAGAACGUUCCAACCUGGUGAUUCACUCGAGGACCCACACUGGCGAAAAGCCAUACAUGUGCAACACCUGCAGCAAAACCUUUACUAUUUUAUCGGAUCUUAAACGACACAUAACCACGCACACGGGCGAGAAGCCCUACAGUUGCAAAACAUGUGGAAAGAGUUACAGGCUACGUUCCUACCUGGUGGCUCACUCGAGGAUACACACCAGUGAAAGGCCGUUCGUGUGCAACACCUGCGGAAAAACCUUUACUAAAUCAUCAAACCUUAAAAGCCACAUAACCACGCACACGGGCGAGAAGCCCUACAUCUGCAAAACAUGUGGAAAAAGUUACAGGCUACGUUCCCACCUGGUGGAUCACUCGAGGAUCCACACCGGCGAAAGGCCAUACCUGUGCAACACCUGCAACAAAACCUUUGCUGUAUCAUCACAUCUUAAACGGCACAUGACCACGCACACAGGCGAGCAGCGAUAUUUGUUCAACCCAGAUUUAUGCUUGUCCGUCAACUUGACGCAGAGGGAACAAUGUGGUUGUCCACAAGAAAAUGUUUGUAAGGUGGAGGAGGACGGGGUUUUCAGUGACCAGCACCUGGAUAACCUGGAGAGGAGCUGCAGCCCGGACCAGGAGGAACCAGGGCAUCCACAGACUACAGAACUGGAGGAAGACUCCAGCGGUCAGGAGAUGAAACACGAGGACGUAGAGGUGGAUGUCUCAUUGGUCAAUGUCGCUGUUGUGAAAAUUGAAAAUGGUGAACCAGGACCAAACUGUGGCCAGCUGCUGUUGCACACUUCUCCUGAAGCUCAAAACAAAGAUGAGGAAGGGACUGAAAGUUUAUGCUCAGACUCCAGUAAAACUGCAGAUCCGGAGCCAAUGAGACGACACAGUGACCACGAAGAUGCUGCUGUCCCUUCAGACAGCAACUGUAAAUCAAAGCUGACCAGGACCGACACUGGGAAGAAGGCGUUUUCUUGCAGCACUGGCAGGAAGGAGUUUAAUAAACGUAGUAUUUUAAUGGAUCACAUGAAGAUCCACACUGGCGAAAGGCCGUACCUGUGCAACACCUGCGGAAAAUCGUUUAGAAAAUCAUCAACAUUCAACAAGCAUAAAAUGAUCCACAUGGGUGAGAAGCUCUACGUCUGCAAAACAUGUGGAAAAAGUUACAGGCAAAAUUCCAGCCUGGUGGUUCACUCGAGAAUCCACACUGGUGAAAAGCCGUACCUGUGCAACACCUGCAGCAAAACCUUUACUAAUUUAUCAGCUCUUAAACGCCACAUGACCACGCACACGGGCGAAAAGCCCUACAUCUGCAAAACAUGUGGAAAAGGUUACACAAAACGUUCCAACCUGGUGAUUCACUCGAGGACCCACACUGGCGAAAGGCCGCACCUGUGCAACACCUGCGGAAAAACCUUUACUCAAUCAUCAAUUCUUAAACGCCACAUGACCACGCACAUGGGCGAGAAGCCCUACAUCUGCAAAACAUGUGGAAAGAGUUACAUGCAACUUUCCACCUUGGUGGUUCACUCGAGGAUCCACAACGGUGAAAGGCCGUACCUGUGCAACACCUGCAACAAAACCUUUACUAAUUCAUCACAUCUUAAACGCCACAUAACCACACACUCGGGCGAGAAGCCCUACAUCUGCAAAACAUGUGGAAAAGGUUUCACGCAACGUUCCUGCCUGGUGAUUCACUCGAGGAUCCACACCGGUGAAAGGCCGUACCUGUGCAACACCUGCAGCAAAACCUUUACUACAUUAUCGGAUCUUAAACGCCACAUAGACACGCACACGGGUGAGAAGCGAUAUUUGUGCGAGAUGUGCAACAAAGGUUUUAGCCGCAAAAGUAUAUUGCUGAAUCACAUGAAAAAUCACCCGGAGGAGAAGUCUGGUGACUCGUGACAAAUGAAGUUCAUGUUGUCGUCCUCCGGGGGCAGAUGUCCACUACUGUCUGACCCACAGAAGAAGAACCCGCAGAAGUCCAACCACCACCUCCUGUGGCUGAUGAGCCUAAUCCCCUCCCCACAAGGGUUGCAGGUUCAACACAGAUUUAUGCUUCUCCGUCAACUUGACGCAGAGGGAACGAUGUGGUGGUGUACUUUUUUUUAAAGUUCUGCAUUGAGUUUGUUUGAAUCCCUGUUCCUUCUUAAAAUCGUAUUAUUUGUUGCUGUUGGUAACUUG
Molecule: messenger RNA, 2976 nt
Organism: Cololabis saira (Pacific saury)
Lineage: Eukaryota; Metazoa; Chordata; Actinopteri; Beloniformes; Belonidae
Product: zinc finger protein 850-like
Exons: 3
Coding region: 148-2697 (849 amino acids)
Source: RefSeq, a predicted model, not a curated record